AGCCCGAAAUAAAUCAGGCAGCACCUACAGAGAGACGACCUCUUCAAGGCCACAGCCGCGGCCACCACCACCUGGCCCCGUCUCUCCCUUCUCUUGCAGGCCAUACACAGACGUCGCUGCUCCGGAUGGCCAACGCGAAGGGCUCGUCCGCCGGCGCCGCCGGCGCAGGCCACGCCGACCUCGGCAGGGCCAUUUCACACGAGCAACACCAGGCGUUCAUGAUGGCUUCCGUGCACCGGGCCGCCCCGGGGGCCGCGAACGUGCACCAGCAGCACUUCCACCAGUACCCCGCCGGCCUGAUCCGGGCGCCGGUGCCAAUGCCGGUUCAUGUACCGGUGUCACAGACCCCGUACUCCGCCCAGAUCGCGGUGCCGCCGCCGCAGCCGCUCAUCCCACCGCCAGACCACCGCCUGCACUCCCUGCCGCCUACCGGAUGUUACCAGGAUUAUUCUCCAUAUGGCAACACAGCAUCUUUGCAGCACACAGCAGCAAGGGGUUUUGCAGACUGGGGAGUGCACAACAAUGCAAUUGUGUCCUUGGCUCAUGCCACUAGUUUUGCCAACGGGAGCAACAAUAUCAACAGCAAUGGAUUAUUACAUCAAAAUUUAUCCCCGUAUACCACCCAUACAUGGACUACUACUUACGUGCAGAGGCCUUACAACACUGCUUAUGCUCCUGCAACAAUGAAUAUGCUCCAAACUCCUUCCUUUCACAGCAACAACCAUGAAAAAGAGUCAGGUGCAGUUUUUUCAAAUAGCUUUAACAUGGGCCCAUCAGGGACACCUACCUCCCCUUUUCAACUUACGUCUCCAAGCUCAACCAACUACACUUCCACUCAAAUCUUUGAGGAAACCAACAACUUAGAGGACACUUCAAGAGUCUUUGGAGGUGGGGAUAAUGAAAGCAACAACAGUGAGGAACCAGAUCCCACUCCGGCUGUGGAGAUGGAAGACCUAAACCAGGGCAAUGGGCAUAUUAGUUUUACAAAUAAAAAAGUCAACUGUCAAGAUUACCGUAUGGUCUUGCGCAAGGACUUGACAAACAGUGAUGUUGGAAACAUUGGAAGAAUUGUGCUGCCAAAGAAAGAUGCAGAGCCUAACCUUCCAAUCUUGGAAGAUAAGGAUGGCCUGAUACUGGAAAUGGACGACUUUGAGCUCCCAGCUGUAUGGAAGUUUAAGUACAGGUACUGGCCUAAUAAUAAGAGUAGGAUGUAUAUCUUGGAAACUACUGGUGAAUUUGUUAAGAGGCAUGGACUUCAAGCUAAGGACAUCCUCAUCAUUUACAGGAACAAGAGAUCUGGCAGAUAUGUUGCCCGCGCGGUGAAGGCUGAGCACAUACCAGCGCCAGGAUGUGAGUGCAUUAAGGCAGGCAAUCCCAGAGAAGAGUGCGGCUUCUCCGUCAGUCCUUCGGUCAAGAAGAUUAUCACGUAGAUGGUUGGUGGCUUCGUACCUGAAUCUGAGCGUCAGAAGAAGAAAAAAAACAUCAGAAAUGUAUGGUGUAGGCUGUUGCCGUGCAGGAGCACACCGGGAAUCGCCGCUUGAUGAACCUGGAGCCAAGGAAACCGUUGUGAUCGAGGUUGUAUCAUCGAAACUGAAUUCCCGCUGAACCUGCCUAGGCCUGUACUGUACUGUGUUUCCCUUGUUGUUGGCAACUAUAGCUUGAGAUAAAUGAAUUUGCUUUGUACCUGUACAUAUUUCGUGUUUGGAUAAUUCGGUGAGAAACAAUUGAGCCAUGGGCGUUGUGCCGUCUUUUGAAUAAUUCUGAUUCCCAUGGCGGCAUAGACA
This is a messenger RNA of Sorghum bicolor (sorghum), 1784 nucleotides long. Its product is annotated as putative B3 domain-containing protein Os04g0676650. The record is from RefSeq and is a predicted model, not a curated record. Gene Ontology annotation, molecular function: DNA binding; DNA-binding transcription factor activity. Lineage: Eukaryota; Viridiplantae; Streptophyta; Magnoliopsida; Poales; Poaceae. The transcript is spliced from 9 exons. The coding region runs from base 126 to 1430 and encodes 434 amino acids.